AAUGAAUGCUAAUUUUGUACUUUUUUAGGAACCAAAGGACAGCUUGAGGUUUUGGUCCUUGUGGCCAGCCGAUAAAAUUUAAAAAGGUUUAUUAGGGUUUUAGCAUUUGGUUUCAGCCUCACAAUCUCCCCGUUCCUCCUCUUCAGUCUCAGGUUCUCCGACGACGAGUACCAUUUGAUGACCGACUACGAGUUGCAGUGGUUCAAUCUCCGAUAGUCGUCUGUGAGAGAAUCAUCGGCAGGUCCAAAGGUUGAAUAUCUUCUACUUCUUCACUGAUUGAUAAAAUUCAUCCCAUGGAAGCUAAAUUCUUUCGGUUUCUCAAGAUUGUUGGAGUGGGUUUCAAGGCUAGAGCAGAAUCCGAGGGUCGUCUCUUGUACCUCAAGCUUGGCUACAGUCAUGAGGUUGAACUGAGUGUGCCCCCUGCAGUUCGCGUGUUCUGUUUCAAACCCAAUGUGAUUUGCUGCACUGGGAUUGACAAAUAUAGGGUGCAUCAGUUUGCUGCUUCUGUAAGGAGCUGUAAGCCCCCUGAAGUUUACAAAGGCAAAGGUAUAAUGUACAUUGAUGAAGUGAUAAAAAAGAAGCAGGGAAAGAAAUCAAAGUGAGAAAACUUGGUUCAUUGUUUGUUUCUUGUGUUUUCUUCUCUUUUCUAAUGCUAGAAAAUGUCUGUUGGAGAGCAUCCUUGUUUGUAAUUUUGUCUCUGGCUGCAAUAAUCAUUUAAAAAGAUUAAGUGGUUGAAGAUGUUCUACUAUAGUUGCAGAAUUUGCUAAAUAGUAGUAAUGAAAAAAGAGCAAAUUGUUCACCUGAUGA
Nicotiana attenuata is the source of this 807-nucleotide messenger RNA. RefSeq names its product 60S ribosomal protein L6, mitochondrial-like. Gene Ontology annotation, cellular component: ribosome. The transcript is spliced from 2 exons. NCBI's taxonomy places the organism in Eukaryota, Viridiplantae, Streptophyta, Magnoliopsida, Solanales, Solanaceae. The coding region runs from base 294 to 602 and encodes 102 amino acids. The record is from RefSeq and is a predicted model, not a curated record. Gene Ontology annotation, molecular function: structural constituent of ribosome; rRNA binding. Gene Ontology annotation, biological process: translation.